UCUUUUAGCUAAUCAGCCACCUGUGCGCUUUGUUUUCACCCCUCCUGUGUCCUAGCAACCAUGGCCGAACGUUACAUCCCCGAGCACCGUCGCACCCAGUUCAAGGCCCGAAACCAGUUCAAGCCUGAUGAACUUCGUCGUCGCCGUGAGGAACAGCAGGUUGAAAUUCGCAAGCAGAAGAGAGAAGAGAACUUGGCCAAGAGAAGAGGUAUCCAGACCCGUGAUGGUGGAAUUGGUGUAGGCGGCGGUGUUGCCGCUGAGAGUGAUGAUGAGGCCAGCGCCAUCGAGAGUGAGCUUAACGUUGAGCUCCCGGAGAUGGUUAAGGGUGUCUUCUCCGAGCAGAUCGACCAGCAGAUCCAGGCUACCACCAAGUUCCGGAAGCUGCUUUCCAAGGAGCGCAACCCUCCUAUCGAGCGCGUCAUUGAGACUGGAGUCGUGAGCCGCUUCGUCGAGUUCCUUCGUUCUCCUCACACUCUUGUUCAGUUCGAAGCUGCUUGGGCUUUGACCAACAUUGCCUCUGGUUCCGCCCAGCAAACCCAGGUGGUCAUCGAGGCUGGCGCUGUGCCCAUCUUUGUCGAGCUCUUGAGCAGCCCCGAGCCCGAUGUGCGGGAGCAGGCCGUCUGGGCCCUUGGUAACAUUGCUGGUGACAGCCCUCAGUGCCGUGACUUCGUGCUGAACGCCGGUGCUCUCCGCCCCCUCCUUAACUUGAUCAACGAUGGUCGCAAGUUGAGCAUGCUUCGCAACGCUACCUGGACCCUGAGCAACUUCUGCCGUGGCAAGACCCCCCAGCCUGACUGGAACACCAUUGCCCCCGCCCUUCCCGUCCUUGCCAAGCUUAUCUACAUGCUUGAUGACGAAGUCCUGAUCGAUGCCUGCUGGGCUAUCUCUUACCUGUCCGAUGGCGCCAACGACAAGAUUCAGGCUGUCAUCGAGGCUGGCAUCCCCCGCCGCCUUGUCGAGCUCCUUAUGCACGCCUCGACCUCUGUUCAGACCCCUGCUCUUCGGUCCGUUGGAAACAUUGUGACCGGCGACGACGUCCAGACCCAGGUCAUCAUCAACUGCGGUGCUCUCCCCGCUCUUCUUUCCCUUCUGAGCUCCACCAAGGAUGGUAUUCGCAAGGAAGCUUGCUGGACCAUCUCCAACAUCACUGCUGGCAACUCCACCCAGAUCCAGGCUGUCGUCGAUGCUGGUAUCAUUCCUCCUCUCAUCAAUCUCCUCGCCAAUGGCGACUUCAAGACCCGCAAGGAAGCUUGCUGGGCUAUUUCCAACGCCACCUCCGGUGGUCUCCAGAAGCCUGAGCAGAUCCGCUACCUCGUCACGCAGGGAUGCAUCAAGCCUCUGUGCGAUCUCCUUGCUUGCCCUGACAACAAGAUCAUCCAGGUUGCGCUGGACGGCCUCGAGAACAUCCUCAAGGUUGGUGACAUGGACAAGGAAGCUGCUCAGGCUGGCGAUGCUCGCGUCAACCGCUACGCCCUGUUCAUCGAGGAGGCUGGUGGCAUGGAGAAGAUCCACGACUGCCAGAACAACGCCAACGAGGAGAUCUACAUGAAGGCGUACAACAUCAUCGAGAAGUACUUCUCUGACGAGGACGAGGCUGGUGAUAUCGAUGAGGUCGCUCCCCAGCAAACACAGACCGGAUUUGCCCUUGGCACGACGCAACAGCAGCCUGGCGGCUUCAACUUCGCCAACGGUGGUGGUGAUUCCAUGGACAUGUAAAGAACGGAUUAUCCGCACUCUUAAUCUGAACCUCCAACGAUCUGGUGUAUUCAUGUCAAGUUCAUGCCUUAUCGCUAGAUCUGUCACAUAUGGCGGCUGGAGGAGGCUGCGCUGUGGACCCCAAAACCUCCGAGUACGCGGAGACUCUGGGACUCUGAACCCUUUCGAUCGCUCUUGAUUCAAGUUCUUUGCUUCAAGAGUGCUUGAGGGAGAACUCGCUGCACCGCCACAAAUGUCCUCUUCUCAUUUCAAACC
Molecule: messenger RNA, 1971 nt
Organism: Aspergillus japonicus CBS 114.51
Lineage: Eukaryota; Fungi; Ascomycota; Eurotiomycetes; Eurotiales; Aspergillaceae
Product: karyopherin alpha
Exons: 3
Coding region: 61-1716 (551 amino acids)
Biological process (GO): NLS-bearing protein import into nucleus
Cellular component (GO): cytoplasm; nucleoplasm; nucleus
Molecular function (GO): nuclear import signal receptor activity; protein binding
Source: RefSeq, a predicted model, not a curated record